AUGGCCACCUCCUCCGCGCGGCCCGCCUUCCUGGUCAUGACCGCACUGGCGCUGCUGCUUCUGCUGUGCGUGGGCCCAGGAGGCAUAAGUGGAAACAAACUCAAGUUGCUGCUUCGGAAACGAGAAGCCCCUGCUCCCACUACGACCCCCGUGGCUGUCCAGGAGAGCAGAGCCAAGGAGUUCCUGAGCGGCCUUAGGAGGCCCAAGCGGCAGCUGUGGGACCGCUCGAGGCCGGAGGUGCAGCAGUGGUAUCAGCACUUCCUAUACCUCGGCUUCGACGAGGCGAAAUUUGAGGAUGACAUCAGCUAUUGGCUGAACAGAAAUAGGAAUGGGCACGACUACUACGAUUACUACCAGCGCCACUACGAUGAGGAUGCGGCCAUUGGCCCCCGGAGUGCCCACAGCUUCCGGCACGGAGCCAGCGUGAACUACGACGACUACUGA
Molecule: messenger RNA, 444 nt
Organism: Rangifer tarandus platyrhynchus (Svalbard reindeer)
Lineage: Eukaryota; Metazoa; Chordata; Mammalia; Artiodactyla; Cervidae
Source: the annotation of a GenBank genome assembly